This is a messenger RNA of Temnothorax curvispinosus, 3406 nucleotides long. It is a transcript of the gene Brd7-9, whose product is annotated as bromodomain-containing protein 7-like. The record is from RefSeq and is a predicted model, not a curated record. Gene Ontology annotation, cellular component: nucleus. The transcript has 4 exons. Bases 138 to 2558 code for a protein of 806 amino acids. NCBI's taxonomy places the organism in Eukaryota, Metazoa, Arthropoda, Insecta, Hymenoptera, Formicidae. Gene Ontology annotation, biological process: regulation of transcription by RNA polymerase II.
UGGACCGAUGGACGUGACAUCAUCAAUGGCCGCCGCCGUGUUGUCUGUGUACGCAACGGAGCGCGACAGCCUCGUACGCAGGGGACGCCGAUAGCCUGGUUUCUCGCACGGGAGCUGUGGCCGAGCGCGCGCGAGACAUGGGCUCGAAGAAGCACAAAAAGCACAAGCGCGAGAGGCACGAAGAGGGUCAGUACACAACGACGGACAAGCCGCCUAGUCUGAAGUUAAUUUUGAAGGUAGGAGGUAGUACUGGAACACCCGAGCACGGCGGCGAGUCGCCAAGUCAGGCCGCAAUGCUGUCGCAACAUUACCAACAACAACUGGGUCUUAACUAUUCUGUCAGCCAAGGAGACGCAGAGUACGACAGAUAUGUUGGUCACAAAAAACUCAAGAAGAAGAAGAAAAAGAAAGAUAAACGGCACAAACAUCAUCAUAAAGAUAAGAAAAGACGAAGAGAGGAGUCGAGUCAAGAGUCAGUUGGCGAUGCCGAUGAGAACCUGGUCGAGCCUGCACCUAAGAAAGCUUGUACCAAUCACAAUCAGUUGCUGCCACCCAGACCGCCGUCCAGUGGUGAAUUAAGGGUUGGCGUUACUAAUGUAAGUUCUCUAUCACCUCAUCGCGAGCCCAGAACAUGCGUUCUUAGAAAGAUAGCGGAGCGCACGCCUCUCCAAAGGUUGCUGGAACACCUGUUGAGAUCCAUGGAGAAGCGGGAUCCGCAGCAAUUUUUCGCCUGGCCGGUCACAGACAGCAUUGCGCCUGGUUACUCUCAGAUAAUCACGAAUCCGAUGGACUUCAGCACGAUAAAGCAAAAGAUAGACGACAAUAACUAUCAGAAUUUGCAAGAAUUCGUGGAUGAUUUCAAGCUUAUGUGUGACAACGCCAUGACAUAUAAUCAUCCCGACACCAUUUACUACAAGGCGGCGAAGAAACUUCUGCACGUCGGUUUGAAAAUGGUCACUCCGGAGAAAUUGCGGCAACUCAGGCCAGUCCUGAUGUACAUGAACGAUAUUACGAAGGAGGAACUCGGAUUCGAGCUGGGCAACGAAGAUCUUAAUAAUCCAGACGCUCCUGCAACGGAAGAGCAGAUAGAGCGAGAACGCGAGCAAGAAGAACGUAAUGAGGAGGCGGAAGAACUUAGAAAAGAGAAUCAAAGAAAGAUGAGACUGGCUAGCUUAGGUAAAUUUGAGGCCAUACCGGACGAUUUGACACCAGAGGAGAUCCUGAAACAGGCUAGAGGUGCGGCUAAAGCGGCGGCGGAAAAACUCAGUCUGAAGAGGGUCAACUCGAAGAUGGGUUUUUUGCGACAGAAGAAAGACGGCACCACCAGCCUGCAGAUCAUCGUGCCCGGGGACGGGAUUAUUCCCGGGACGAAUCAGAGACCUGUGUCGCUGGGACAACUGAUAGGCAAAUUGAAUCAUGGUACUGGAGCGUUGGCUGGAUUUCGGGAGGAUCGCAGGAACAUGUCGAAGCCAGUGAAACCCCUCUAUUAUGGCGCGUUCGGUUCAUACGCACCGAGCUACGACUCGACGUUCGCGAAUCUUACCAAGGAGGAAACCGACCUAGUCUAUCAAACUUAUGGUGACGAGACUGCCGUGCAAUAUGCUGAAUCUAUUCUAGACUUCGCCAAGGACUGUGAUUACACAUUGACUAUGGUCGAUGAUUUGUUGGACAUUCUCACAAGCGGCGAUCAUAGGAAGACAAAGAAAUUCCUCGAGGAAAAGCGAAGACUGAAGGAGGAGGAGGAAAAGAUCAAGCAUUUAUUGGAGAAACCUUUGCAGGACGUGAAUCGUAACAUUCCGUUGCUGGAUAAUGUCAAGGUUGAUAUCGAACAACUAAAGACACUAUCGGAUCUCGGUAUCGACAUAAACUUCCUAGAGAAUUUAGAAGAAGAAUUUAAAUAUAGCGAGGAACGCGCCGUUCUACAAAGCCGCCUUGACGACACAUCGCAGAUGCUGGGUCGGCUGAAGCAGGUCCAACACGAGCGUUUGUCAGCACCGCCGCCGGCCCAUCUAUCCAAUGUUCCCAAGGCAGCGGACGCAGAGGUGAUGCUGGCCGAGAAGAUCACCGACAACCUCACCGAUAUAGCGAAGAAAUUGCCACCGUCGGGGAUCGCGCCGGUCGACGGAUUGCGUCGAGCAAUGGGCAUAACACCUUUGGGCGCACCGGAGCCCAUGGAGGUUGAGCCGAUCGCGCACAACCCCACUAUAGUCGCUGACACUUCGUUACUGCCGAAUCCGAACAAUGGCAACAAUCAGGUGCUGUCGAAUCUGUUGCCGAGCCCCUCGCCAAUUCAGAACGCGAAUCUACUGAGUCCGACCGGUCAGCCAAAUCAGAAUAUCAGUAUUGUGGGUGCGACUCAGCCAUCGCCGCCUAUUCAAAUGCAGAUCGGCAUGACGCACAGCAGUCAGACGCCACCGUCUUUACUGAGCGCGACAGAACCAUCCGGCGUGGCUGAUCUCGAGUCUGAACUGCGCGAAUUCCUAGAGAGCGAUCCUACGCUGGGGCACUCGCCUCUCCAUGACGACAAAACUCUGGAGGACAUUCUAUCUGAAUCUUAGUGUGCGUCCUGUUUCACUUUCUCCUGAAGAAUCCGGAAGAAACGAAAAAAGAGGCAAAUAUUAAAGAGAGAUUAAGUAAAAUGUUUAAUGAAUAUUAGCGGUAAUCGAUAAUCACAUGGUUCUUGAUAUGAUGAGUAAAAAGAUUCAUGGAAGUAUAGAAUAUAGAUAAUUUUUGGUAAUAUUUUUUAUAUGGUUCUGUAAAAUAUGAAAUAAUAUAAAUUUUAUUUUUUUCAGACAUUUAUUUAUUAUUCCAUACGCAGUAGCUCAUUUGUUAUACGAUGCUCGUAACGUUAGAAUGUAAUUUGCAUAUAUCGAUACUCGAUACGGCGUGCCGCAUUAUCAGAACACAAUGCUGGUCCCGUAUGCACUAUGCAGUGUAUACCGAAAGGCACAUAAAGGAAAUUCACAAUGAUGCUAUCGAUUACUGAUAAGUGUAGCCGCUAUAGCUGUAUUCUGUGUUCCAAAGCGUAAUGGGAAGACGGACGGCAACGGCGAUGAUGAGUUUUGCUCCUGGUCGAAAAUGAAAUCAAUCACGGCGUGCUCGAUGAAGUGGAUAAUACUACGUUAUCGCGCAAUGUACACUCAUAUUCCGCGAACGUUUCCAAGUUUCAAGAAGAUUAAUGCGCGAGUCAAUUCGCGAGGCUCGAGGUUUCAAACUUGGAAUUUACGGCCGGAAGUAUAGAAACUCCGAGCGCUUCCAUGAGGAUCGAAAGGAUUAUCAUUUAAGAUACAAUCGCUGUAAGACUAACGAAUUUUCGCUCACGGAUUCCAUUACUCUUACAGAAAAAUAUUUAAGCAAAGAAGCACGUGGUUUUACAUUUAAAUUUUGGACACACGAUAAAGUUUAA